Molecule: messenger RNA, 2568 nt
Organism: Coregonus clupeaformis (lake whitefish)
Lineage: Eukaryota; Metazoa; Chordata; Actinopteri; Salmoniformes; Salmonidae
Gene: mych
Product: myelocytomatosis oncogene homolog
Exons: 3
Coding region: 509-1654 (381 amino acids)
Biological process (GO): positive regulation of cell population proliferation; regulation of transcription by RNA polymerase II
Molecular function (GO): DNA-binding transcription factor activity, RNA polymerase II-specific; protein dimerization activity; RNA polymerase II cis-regulatory region sequence-specific DNA binding
Source: RefSeq, a predicted model, not a curated record
AACACACGUGUAAAUUUGUACCCAGCCCGCCUCCAUUUUCUUGGAAUUCCAUAAUGCGCAUGGAGAGUAGAUCCAUCCGCGUCUCCAGACGAUAUAGAUCUUUCCUUAUAACACGUUUUUAGGUGUGUGUUUUAUCCCCGUAUUUUCCGAGCAGAUGCAUACGGACUUAUACCCAAUAAACAUUAUAAUGGCAGUAGAAUAUUUUAAUUAUAAUGUCCCAUAUAGAUUUUUACAUUUUGGCGCGAUUGUGGGCUGUGGAAGGAUACUGCUGUGCGGUGGUCGUAUAUAUUGAAAUCGGUCUCGCCGCCACACCCACCCACGGAUCGAUCUGGUAUAGUGCGUGAGGUAUGGUAGCUAGAUUAAAACGCAGCGGACCUUCAGUACUUUUACAGACAGUAGAAUAAUUACAUUAGUUUAUCUCUGUUUAAUUUCGUUGGAAUUUAUCAAGUCACGAAAAGACGUGUUCUGUUUUUUUCUCACCCCCUGAAAGAGUAAAGAUUCUUCCAAAAUGCUGCAGAGUUUCUCUCAGUCGCAAGACUGGUUCUAUUCGGAGCCUCUCUUAUUUGAUGAUGAAUUCUGCCAGAGCUUGAUGAAGGACCUACAGUCACUCCCCACGCCACCCCAGUCCCCUCCGCUGAAGGCUGGACUCAAUGCCAAACCACUUUCCAAGGAGGACCAGUUAAGCUACGUCUCUGACAUACUCCUGGAGGAUCAAGACCCGCAACUAAAUUGGAAUUUUGACAUGUUGUAUGAUGGCAGUGCAUCCACGACAAAGGACCAACAGCCAGAGGAGUCCGACGACUGUUUGUGGCAUUGCCUCAGUGAUAAAUCUAUGGAGGAGAAGCUAUCAUCUGUGCUCUCCAGCAGCCCGCUGCUCUCGGACAUAGACACAAGAAUUUUUGAGGAAAUUGCCGGCUCCACACUGGACUGCCACACCGCGGCGCUCGCGUGCCAAGCUUUGGAGAAUGAGGAUUUACUAUUGGACAGCCAGGACCGUCAGGAGCAAGGCAGCGAGUCGACCUCCGACUACGGCUCAGCAGGAGGCGAAUUCUCAACGUAUGGGAGCAGUGCUAGCGAUACUGAGGAGGAGAUAGACGUAGUGACAGUGAAGAGGACCGCCAGUCCCUCCUCCCAGUCGGCAGAGGAGAGCCGGCGGCAACGGCGCGCCAUCAAGCGACAACACCUGGAGAUCCAGCUGCAGCACAACUACGCUGCCCCCUGCCCCGCAUCGCCCCUCCGCCCAGAGCUCUCGUCCGCCUCCUCGGGCUCCCACCACAAGCGGUCCCGGGCCUCCGACCGACACCACCACCACGGCUCGUCGGGCCGCUCGUCCCGCCACCACCCCAGCAGUCACCACCAGUCCAGCUCCUCUAGGCAGUCACCGGACGUGGAGGACGAAGAGGAGAGGAGGCACACCCACAACGUGAUGGAGAGGCAGCGGCGCAACGAGCUGAAGAACUGCUUUCUGCGGCUCAGGGACAACGUGCCCGAGCUGUCCAAUAACGACAAGGCCUCCAAGGUGGUCAUCCUGAAGAAGGCACGCGACAGCAUCCGCAGCCUGGAGCUGGAGGGCCAGAGACUGAACGCCAAGCGAGACAAGCUCCGAGACGGGCAGGAGCAGCUCAAAGCUAAACUGGAGCAGCUCAGGAGGUAAUGGUGGGACAGAGGAGACGAGGUGCAGCACAAAAACAUUUAGAGACAUUUCAAUAGACUGGUUUGAGAAGACCUUUCUGGACUUCAGACUUGAUGCUGCACACACUCAAUGCAUGGUGGCAUCCAUCCCCUGCAGUGACUGUUCAAGAAGAAGUGAAUGUUGUUGAGAGAGAGAGUAAAAUAUGGUUGAGUAAAAAAGUUUGGUUUGGCGCAAUAGGUCCACAUUCAGCCCAGUAAAAUGUUUGUCUUUUAUUGUCCUAGCGAUUUGCCAAAGUCAUUGUUCAUAAAGUAGACUACAUGUAACAGUCUAUUUUGUAGAGUAACCUAUAUCAAAUUGAGCAGCCAUUUGUUAGUGAAACAUGCAACUUGAAUACGGCCUCUUCCACAUUCCCCCAUAUGUUAUGAACUUGGUUGUUCUCUUGCGGGUUUAUUUUUAUUUUGGGCUGGAUCCAAAGUUUGAAUUCUAAUAAGGGGUUGAAUGUAAUGUAUGCCAAUUAUUGCCAUUAAUUGCAAAAAAUAUAAUUAAUGUCUUAACACAUUUAUCCAAUUAGACUUCUUCCAUUUACUCACAAACUUUAAAGCCCGACCUGUUGGUAGGAAUUUGCUGUGUUAUUGUUAAAUAAUGCCGUUCUCAUGCCUUGAAACUCAUUCUGUUGUCGACUCGUACAAUGUUUUAUACGUUUUGUUAAAAGCCUAUGAUUUACUGUACCUACCUCGACCAGGUCUCAAACCUGACAAUUUGUUUGGAUUCUCAGAAGCAACUAUAUAGAUUUCUUUGUAUAUAUUUUUGUUGAUGUAUCAUAAAUUAUUUUUCUUUUUUUUCUUUCUUGGUUCAUUUGCAAGUAAAUAGUUCUGUUCUUUAUCAGCAGCACUUUGUUUUUAUAAUGUAAUAAAGAAUGGACAAAUCAAAGUUUA